Molecule: messenger RNA, 909 nt
Organism: Camellia sinensis
Lineage: Eukaryota; Viridiplantae; Streptophyta; Magnoliopsida; Ericales; Theaceae
Source: RefSeq, a predicted model, not a curated record
AUGGUUCGUCCAAGGCCUGUCGUUCAAGAUCUUCUUACCGACCUUCCAACUGACGCCGAAGCUGUACCAACGCAAUCAACGCUCCCACCAAAGCCAAAGAGAGUUAAAAAGGCUCAACCCAAGGCCAAUGCUACAGAAGCCGAGGCUGAGGAUGCUUUGCCUAUUUCUAAACUGGAAGAAAGCAAAAAAUCAACCUCUCCUGCCACCAAGAGGUCUGCUAAGGGCCAACCCUCAGGGUCUACACAAUCUAAGAGGCCAAGGUCAUCGUCCGCGACGACCUCGGCGUCAAAGAAGCCCGACGUCCCAUGGUCUCCUGAACUAUCUCUGGAGGAUAGGCCUAUCAUGGCCAGUGAAAGUGCCGACGAUAUUAACGUUGGUGUCGCCCUCAGCACUGCUCUUCUCCUUCCAAAUGAUUUAGAUCGAAAUGCUAAGCUUAGCGAGGAAGCAUCUUCCAUGAAGAAGGAGAUCAGAUCUCUUGAAUCAAGGAUGAAAAAAUUGGAAGAUCAGGCCGAGGCGGCUACUAAGGCCCAAACUUUAGCUCUUGAGAAGGCCGAAUCUGCUGAGGCCGUGAAAAAAGUUGCUGAGGCCGAGAAAAGAGAUGCUGAGGCUGAGAAAAGAGAUGCUGAGGCUAAGAAGGCCCAGGCGGAGAAAGAACUUCAGCAAGCUCUGGCCACCAAAGAGAAAGUGAGUCGCCACCAAAGGAGGGCCUCCCUGUGCUCCUUCGUCCUCCCCGACAACCUCUCUGCUCCGCCGCCGGACAAUCUGGCUGUUGCUCCCCCUCCAAAUGAGUGUCGUGCCACUCUGUCACCGCCACCACCACCGCCACUGCAGGCCCAGCCAUUGGCAGAGGUUUCAGAGGAGGGGUCAAAAGGUAUGGAAGAUAAGAAGUCGUCAAAGAGCGCGAUAUGA